This is a messenger RNA of Nasonia vitripennis (jewel wasp), 15736 nucleotides long. It is a transcript of the gene Ten-a, whose product is annotated as teneurin-a. Lineage: Eukaryota; Metazoa; Arthropoda; Insecta; Hymenoptera; Pteromalidae. The transcript has 22 exons. Gene Ontology annotation, biological process: motor neuron axon guidance. Bases 1054 to 9093 code for a protein of 2679 amino acids. The record is from RefSeq and is a predicted model, not a curated record.
GUGUCGCAGUCGCGCCGCGCGAGAGAGAGAAAGAGGAGAGCAGUGCCCUGCAGCAGCAGCAGCAGCAGCAGCAGUCAGUCUCCGUAGGGCAGCUGCGCUGACAACUAGUCUCCCCCCGCAGCGCGCACGAGUAUACGCACACAUCCCGCGAGAGUAAGAGAGACAGGGGAGUGAUAGCGAGUUAUAGUAGGUCGUGACUGGUAUCCUAUAUUUACAGUGCGCGCGUGAACACAUAAGACAGCUCGUGAACAUACACGCGUUUCGCGAGUCAGUGUCGAUGGGCCGUGCACAGGAAGCAGCAGCCUGACCCAAUUAGAGGAGGAGAGCGGGGCGGCGAGAUAGAGCGGUCUCGCGCGCGCGCGCGCGCGUAGCGGAUGAUCGAUCCUGGACGUCGCUCGCUGCUCCUGAACUGCAGUGCGCGAGGAUGCGCGCGCGCCGGGCAGCAUCGCCAGCAGGCCUCGAGUUCCGCGCAGCAGCUCGCCGCUGCCGCUGGGCCCGGUGAGGCCCGAACUCGGCCAUAACUCUCGCUCGUCGAUCAAAGUCGCGUAUACCUAUAUACACAACACUCCAACGAGUCGCAGACGUCGAUAAGCUCGUCGUCUGUGAACAACCGCUGUCAAGAUAAGUCGCAAACGGAGGAAGGAGGAGCGCUGCGGAGGAUCGGGCUCGGGCUCCUCGAGCCUCGAGGCCCGAACCGGCGGCGGCGGCGGCGGCGGCGGUGGCGGCGGUGGUGGUGGCAGCAGUUCCAGGAACAAGGAGGUCUCCGGCUUCGGGGACUACUCGGCCGCGGGCGAGUUCGAGAUCUGGGGCGAGGAGCAGCAGUACCGCCUCGCUAACGGUCUAGAGCCGGCCCAGCAGCAGUCGCAGCAGGGACAGGAGCAGCAGACACCGCCGCCGUCGUCGCAGCAACGCGAGGGUCUCAGGCCGCUGCUCCACGUAGCCCACUGCGAGUUACACUCGCCCCGCGACGCCGAGCUGCUCAGGCUCGAUCAGCUCGACAACUACGCCGAGCAGCAGCAGCAGAAGGAGGCAGCCGACAGGGACAACUACGCGAUGAUGGACAACUUUCACAACCCCGUGCCGCCGCCGCUGCCCAGGAGGCACGUCAGUCACUCCCUGGUACCCGGACACCUGAUGGUGCAGUCGCCCUACAUGCUACCACCGCAACAGCAGCAGCAGCAGAUGACGGUGGGCACGCUGGGCCCGGGUAUGGGCGUCGGCGUGGGUGUAGCGGGCAACGGCGGAGCCGGAGGAGGCCAAGCAGUGGUCAACCAGGGCCAGCCGCUCGUCAUGCCGGGCUUCCCGAUGAGAGCAGCAGCCGUGCCGCAUUACUCGCCCUACUCGCCCUCGCGCUUCCACAUCGACAAGCGCUGCCAGCACAGGUGCUCCUGGAAGUGCUUCAGCAUCGCGAUGAUCCUCGUCACCGUCGCCCUCAUCGCUAUGCUCGCCUACUUUGCCGCGGUUAAUUCCAUGAAGCCCAUUGACAACUCCAAUUGCAUUUUGGCGCAAGACGUCAAGGCUGUCACUCACGAGAAUGCAAAUGUCCACGACUCGAUAUCCACGCAAAUUCCUACCGAAGAGAGUUUACCGACGAGCUCGGCCGAGCACUCGAGCGCGGCGGACUCGGCGGACCAGCAGCAGCACCAGCAGCACCAGAGCGACCCGCAGAUCCAGCAGUCGGCCCAACAAUGGCCGGCGGUCCUCGAGCUCCAGUCGUACAACGUCGCUCACUCGGCCGUCAUCCCGCCUUAUCACUUCUGGAACACCGAGUUUCGCAACAAGCAGCCCGCCUUCAUUCGGCUGAACCUCACCCUGCCCUGGGGCGCGAAUUUCGCCGUCUACGGCAGGCGUAACGUCGCGCCCAGCGUCACCCAGUACGACUUUGUCGAGUUCGUCAAAGGCGGCCGGGUCGAUCACAGGCUGAAGCGGGACCUGCUGGUCGGCGCCGCGGCCGUGAGCUUCACCGAGGACGGCAAGGCUGGACUGGCGGCUCUGCCGCCGGAGCCGCAGAUACUGCCCGCCUACGCGGAGGAGGAGCUCAGCUCGAUGUUCCAGCACCUGCUGGCCAAGAGGUCGAGCUUCGAGCCGAUGCUCGUGAACGUGAGCCUGCUCCAGUACCUCGACACCGGGCGCUGGUUCCUCUCGGUCUACAACGACGAGUUACAGCCCUACAAGGUCACGCUGAUCGUCACCGAGGCCGAGGGUGUGUCCACUACCUGCCCCAACGACUGCUCGGGCAGGGGCUCCUGCUAUCUCGGCAAGUGCGACUGUAUCGACGGCUAUCAGGGUGCGGACUGCAGCAAGAGCGUCUGCCCGGUGUUGUGCUCGAGCCACGGACAAUACGGCGGCGGUAUGUGCCACUGCGAGGAGGGAUGGAAGGGCGCCGAGUGCGACAUUCCGCUCGGCGACUGCCAGGUCCCCGACUGCAAUCAGCACGGACAAUGCGUCAGAGGCUCCUGCGUCUGCAAGCCCGGCUGGAAGGGCGACUUUUGCUCCGAGCCGGACUGCGCGGAUCCCAACUGCGGUGGUCACGGGGCAUGUGUGGCCGGCAAGUGUUACUGCAAGGCCGGCUGGCAAGGCGAGCGAUGCGAUCAGGUCGACCAGCAGGUCUACAAGUGCUUGCCCGGCUGCUCGGACCACGGCACCUACGACCUCGAGACGGCUUCCUGCGUUUGCGAGGAGCACUGGACCGGCGUCGACUGCUCGCAGCCCAGCUGUGGACUCGACUGCGGGCUUCACGGAACCUGCGAGAAGGGACGCUGCAAGUGUCAGGACAACUGGACGGGAACCAAGUGCGACCAGAAGCCUUGCGAUCCGCGCUGCGCGGAGCACGGCCAGUGCCGCAACGGAACCUGCGUUUGCAGCCAGGGAUGGAACGGGAAGCACUGCACGCUGCCGGGCUGCGAGAAUAAAUGCAGCGGACACGGCUCGUGCACGCCCGUCGGCGGCGAAUCCAGCUGCGAAUGCGUGGCCGGCUGGGCUGGAAGGGACUGCAGCAUUCCUCUCGAAAUGGUGUGCGACGACGACAUUGACAACGAUGGCGACGGAACGAAGGAUUGCUCGGACAGCGAGUGCUGCUCGCAGGCGGUCUGCUCGGAGCACUUGAUGUGCAUCGCCAGCAAGGACCCGGUGGAGGUGCUCCUGAGAAAGCAGCCGCCGAGCGUCACGGCGACGUUCUAUCAGCGAGUUAAGUUCCUCAUUGAGGAGAACAGCGUGCAGAGCUACGCCCGCAUAGACGAGUACAGUGAAAGUACGUUCUGGAGUUCCUUUGAACCGCGUCGAGUUGCGGUGAUGCGAGGCCAGGUGGUGACCGAGCAGGGCCUCGGCAUAAUCGACGUCCGGGUGUCCAUCGACAAGGACCAGAAGUUCGGCUUCACCCUCACCAGGGCCGGAGGAUGGUUCGACAUCCUCGUGAACGGCGGAGGCGCGGUGACGCUGCAGUUUCAAAGGAGCCCCUUCAAGCCGAUGAGAAGGACAGUUUUUGUCCCCUGGAAUCAGAUCGUCGUUCUGCCGCCGGUCGUUCUAACGAUCGGCGAAGAGGGUGAAUCCUUCAAGUCGAUUAAUCAACCGCCCAGUCCGGCCAUCGGUUUUCCAGGCUUCUCGGCGAAUCUGUUCGACGAGCACGGGCCCUGCAUGGAGCACGACCACGAGACGCUGCGCCCGAUAAUCGUCGGCACAUGGAUGCCAGAAAAGGUUGGAGGCCUGCCAGGCAAGAGUCUCGUCUUCGCCGAGACUCAGAUCGUCCAGGAGAGCAUCGCCAUCCCGGGCUCGAACCUCCAUCUGAUGUACCGGAGCAGUCAGGCGGCGGGCUACCUGUCGACGGUGAAGAUGCAGCUGACCGGCCCCUUCAUACCCAAGAGCCUGACCCACGUGCACGUGCACGUCGAGAUCGAGGGCUCGCUGCACACGAAGACGUACGAGGCCGACCCGGAGCUCACGCACACCUUCGCCUGGAACAAGCGCAACGUCUACAAGCAGAAGGUCUACGGCGUAGCCCAGGCGCGCAUCUCCAUCGGCUACCAGUACUCCAGCUGCGCCAGCAUCAUCUGGGAGACCCAGACCGCCACCCUCCAGGGCUUCGACGUCGACAUCUCCGACGUCGGCGGCUGGGGCCUCGACAUCCACCACCACUACAACUUCCACGAGGGCAUCCUGCAGAAGGGCGACGGCUCGACCCUCCACUUCAAGCAGUACCCGCGCAAGGUGAACGUCGUCAUGGGCACGGGACAGCGCAGAGAUCUGUCCGGUCAGAACUUCGACGGCGGCGCCAAGGACGCGAGACUCCUGACCCCCGUCGCCCUCACCAGCGGACCCGACGGCAGUAUCUACGUCGGCGACUUUGAUCUCGUCCGACGCAUCACGCCCGAGGGCAAUGUUUACACUGUUCUCAUUCUCAGUGCGACCCAGGUCGCCUACCAGUACUACCUGUGCGUGUCGCCGGCCGACGGCCAUCUCUACAUCAGCGAUCCGGAGAAGCAUCAGAUUCUGAGGACGUUAACGCUGACUAACGUCAGAGAUCCCAGGAUAAACAUCGAGCCAGUCGUCGGCAACGGCGAGAGAUGCAUCCCUGGAGACGAGGGACACUGCGGGGACGAGGGACCAGCCGAUAAGGCCAAACUCGCGCAUCCUAAGGGCAUCGUCAUAGCGGCGGAUAAAACAAUGUUUAUAGCGGAUGGCACGAAUAUCCGGGCGGUCGAUCCGAACGGCAUAAUUCACACUCUCGUCGGUCAUCACGGCCACCACAACCACUGGUCGCCGGCUCCCUGCAUCGGCGCCAUACCCGCCCAGCAGGCGCAGCUACAGUGGCCCACGGGCUUGACCCUCUCGCCUCUCGACGGCGCGCUCCACUUCAUCGACGAUAGGCUCGUGCUCAAGCUCACGAGUGACCUGAAGGUGCGAGUCGUCGCCGGAACGCCGCUGCACUGCACCAGCAGCGCCAACAACGCCGAGCUUCAGAAGCUCGUCAACGCGACGAGCACCUCGUUGGCCAGCAAAAAGAUGGACGAGGUGCUGGGCUCGGUCCUGGCUGUCGCGUUCUCGCCCAACGGCGAGCUCUACAUCGCCGCCAGGGAUUCGCACAGGGUCAACACCAUCCGGGUGGUCGACUCGGCCGGUAAGAUGUCGCACUUCGCCGGGCAGCAGCGCGAGGACAUGCGCGAGCAGUGCGAGUGCAACAACACCACGCCGAGCUCGAGCGACGCCGAGAACAACUGCGCCUGCAUCGACGAGUCCAGCAGCACCGAGACUCUGCUCUCGUCCAACGCCAAGUUCACCUCCAUCUCCGCGCUCACGGUCUCGCCCGACGGUGUGCUCCACGUCGCCGAUCAGGGCAGUCUGCACAUACUCGCGCUGGAGCCCUACUUGCCCAACCACGACGACAGCGGCGAGUUCAACAUCCCCUUCCCGCCCUCCAACGAGGUCUACGUAUUCAACAGAUACGGACAGCACGUGGCGACGAAGGACCUGACGUCGGGCAAGACGCGCUACUCGUUCCUCUACAGCAAGAACACGAGCUUCGGCAAGCUGUCGACGGUGACGGAUAGCGCGGGAAAUAAAAUACAGUUCUUGCGGGACUACAGCAACGCGGUGAGCUCGAUCGAGAACACGCAGGAUCACAAGUCGGAGCUCAAGAUAUCGGGAGUUGGCUUCCUCGAGAAACUGUCGGAGAAGGGACGCGCGGAAAUUACGCUUGGAUAUGACAGCGACACGGGACUGCUGACGAGCCGAUCGGGGGGACUCGAGACUUACAUCUAUACCUACGACGACCUGGGUCGGGUAACAGACGUCAUUCUCCCGACCGGGGAAAAAGUCAAGCUGACAUCCGAUCUCUCCACCGACGAAGGUCUCACCGUGAGAGUAGCCGCCCCACUGCAGGCUCUAAAACGCGGAGAUAAGCAGCGAUUUAUGGAGUUCAAGAUGAGAAAUGAACGCUCGAAGAUGCUCACCAUUACCGACGGCUCAAUGGUAAAGAAAGCUACGGCAUUCACGAACAGCACACUAGAGGUGAAUCUGCCUGGUGGCGGGCGCAUCAUAAGCGCGGCAAUGACGAAGCAUCCGUUGCUGAAGGCUUCGCUGCCCGUCGAGGCGGAAAUGCUGCCGAUGUGGAGCUAUCAGGUGAUGUCGCUCGGCGAGCUGACGAACGUCAUGACGACCACGUACAAUCUCGUCGGCGACGUCAGUCAUCUGCAGCAAACGCUCAAUCGCGAGAUCUGGGUGAACGAGUCGCGCAUUGUCAGCGUCGAGUUCGAACAGGCCUUCAGUCGCGAGACCUUCUACGACAAGUUGCGCAACCCGCUGCUAACCGUCACCUUCGACCCCGCGGGACUACCUCUUCUCUGGCAGCCGCACGAGCACGGCCACAGUCUCAACAUCAGCUACGAUCGUUUUAAUCGCAUUCAGAACUGGACCUGGGGUCCGUCCGACGAAUCUUACGGAUACGACAGACAGGGACAACUGGCACAGAUCACCAACAGUCAGGAUGGAACCAAGACCUAUACCUAUAACGAUCAGAACAUGCUGUCGAACAUUACGCUGGCCAGCGAUAGGGAAUUCAGGCUGCUGUAUGACGACGACGGUGGUCUCAAGAGUAUCAUCCUGCCCUCCGGUACGCAGCACUCGUUCUCCUGCCAGGCCUCGCUCGGCUUCAUGCGAGUUACCUACACGCCACCGGGUAGCACCAGAUCCUACCUGCAGCAUUACAGCCACGAGGGCAACCUCUUGCAAACAGUCUUCCCGGGCGACGGCGCGAGAAUCGUCUACCGCUACCACACCUCGGGACAGUUGGCGGAGGUCGUGCACGGCGACGGUAAGAGCGAGAUGAGAUACACCGAGAUCGGACUGCCCUCCGAAGUCAUCCACUCGGAGCGCGAUGUCGAGUACAAGUGGGACUACCAGUACAGUGCGGGAUUGCUGGUCGAGGAGAGGAUUGACUUCGGUGCCAAGACCGGCCUGAGCAACGCCAAGUUUACCUUCGACUACGACUCCAACUUCCGGCUCAUCGCUGUACAGGGUAGGAUUGGUGGUCUGACUCUGCCCUCGCACGUUAUGGCCUACAGCUCGAAGACUGGAACACUUGAGCAGAUCGGCCAGUUCAAGGUGUCGCGGCCUUAUCCCAACGAGACCAAGGUUCACGACGGCACGGCCAUCUUUUCGCGAACGACUGACAUGCGUUUCCUCGAGACUCAGAUCACCGUGACUAUCCACAAUCUGGAGGUCUUCAGGAUGGAGUUCACUCACGACUCUAGGGGUAGAAUCAACCAGACGCGUACGUACACGAGGAAUGUCGGACUCAACGCUUACACCAACAUCAAGAACUACACCUGGGAUUACGAUGGCCAACUGACGGGCGUCGAGGCGCAGGAACCCUGGGGCUUCCGCUACGAUGUCAACGGUAACAUGUUGUCGUUGACUUAUCGAGGCAACACUAUUCCCAUGGAGUACAACUCGAUGGAUAGAAUUAUCAAGUUCGGCGAGGGUCUCUACAAGUACGAUAAUCGCGGACUGGUUAUUCAGAAUGCCCGGGAGGAAAGGUUCAACUACAAUGCCAAGGGGUUGCUCGUAAGAGCUACAAAGAGAGGCAGGUUCGACGUCAGGUACUACUACGAUCAUCUAGAUCGACUAGCCGCGAGAAAGGACAACUACGGCAACGUGACGCAGUUCUUCUAUAACAACCAGAAGAGGCCGUACGAGGUCAGCCAGAUCUACAGUCCCAGAGACGGAAAGUUGAUGUCCCUGGUCUACGACGACAGGGGACACUUGAUCUACGCCCAGGUCUAUCGACACAAAUACUACAUCGCCACGGAUCAGUGCGGAACACCCAUCAUGAUUUUCAAUCAAUACGGCGAAGGAAUAAGGGAGAUCAUGAGGUCACCCUAUGGUCACAUAGUCUACGACUCUAACCCGUACCUGUACUUGCCUGUCGACUUCUGCGGCGGUUUGCUCGAUCAGAUAACGUCAUUAGUUCACAUGCCAAAUGGCAAAGUUUAUGAUCCGCUAAUCGGACAAUGGAUGUCACCACUUUGGGAAAAUGUCCUCGACAGGCUGCAAACGCCCACGCAUCUGCACCUUUACCGCUUCAAUGGAAACGAUCCUAUUGAUGUUCGACGUUCCUCCAAGAAUAAUCUUCCUACGGACCAUACGAGCUGGCUGGCGAAUCUCGGCUACGAUUUGAAGAGCCUCGCGCCCCAGCUCUUCCCUAACAGCCUACCCAGUAGUCUGGUGCCGCCGUCCCUCGACCCCGGUACCUCGAUCUUCGGCAAGAAAAAGCGCGUGACGAACCUUGGAGUUCAGUCUGGCUUCCUCGCUUACAUCUACCAGCGUCAUUCCAGCGAUGCAGUCGGCCUGUCCGCGCCACCGCGUUCUGCUCUCAAGAAGGACAACUCGGAGCUUAUCCCUGACAGGUUAGGCGCCGCUUCGGACCCACCUUUCAGCAAGGGAAUCCUCGUGUCGCGCACCAAGAACGGCCAGGCCGUCGUCUCAUCCGUGCCCUCGGCCAACCCCAUUUACAAGGAUGUCUUCACGACAGUCUUCAACGAGUCGUACUUCCUACCGUUCACCUUCGUCGUGCAUAGCUCUCAGCAGGACGCGUUCUACUUUGUUAAGGAGGAGAAAUGGCGUGCUCAGGAGGACCAGGGCCAGCUCAAGCGACUCGGUGGCCAGUACAACACGACCUUCCACGAAAACUCGAACGGUAGCGGCAGCAGCUUCACUGACGUAAAGAUCCACGGGCUGAGCUACGUGAUCAACCUGCGCUAUGGGGCCACUGCCGAAAAGGAGCGCCAGCGGCUGCUACACCACGCGAAAGUUAGCGCGGUACGUAAGGCCUGGCAUCGAGAGCGUGAGGCUUUGAAAGCCAAUACGCCGACGAGCAUCGAGUGGACAGCGACCGAGCAGGAGGAGAUCAUCAAGAUGGGCAUGGCCUCGAACUACGAAGGCGAGUACGUGCACGACUCGCAGCUGUACCCGGAGCUCGCCGAGGACCCAUACAACGUGAGGUUCGUCAAGAAGCCCAGCGAGCCGAGCAGCGGCAAGAAGCGUCGCCGGAGGAGAGUGAACUCGGCCUGCAACAUCUGGUGGCUCGACAAGUUCUGUUAGGAGGCAUUGGAAUGAAACGACUGGAAAAAACGGACCUUAUCAAACAUAAAGAAAUUUUAUACCAAAGUCUAUUUGUUUAUUUUGAAAGAUGCCAAAUACUAACGGUUUAAUGGUACAUGUGGCUGUACAUAUUAUGCGCGCGUAUCGCGCGCUAUCGUAUAUUGAAUGUUAUAUACGGCCAAGUGCGUGGGAAGCACGGAAUGCGCGCGCACGCACACACGACGCAGGGAUUUGAUGAGUAAAUUACGAGAAAAGCUGAUAAUUUUCGAGAAAUUGUGCCGGAGAGAGAUAAGAGCACUGGGACUCGGACGACGCAUGGGAAAAGCGCCGCGGAUACCGGCCGAUUGAGAUUUAGAUAUUUAUUUCAAUACUCGCCAUUAGUAACUAUACUUAUUAAAAGGAAAACAAAACUAUCGCUUCGAACUCUAAAGGAUGAGAGCGCGACUGCCUGAGUGCAAGAGACUGCCGAGAGAUUAGCGGAGCUAUGGAUCUCAGCUCUCGUGGGACCGACCAGUUGUCGCGGUGCCGGAGAAAGAUAAUACACACACGAGGUAUGCGCGAGUGGCAUAUACUGUGGAGAAUGAACCUAGUCAAUACAUAGCUUUAAUUGGAGAAGCUCGCGCAAAUGUGGGUGUAUGGUGGAUUCGAACGACUGCAUGCGCAUUCGAUGCGAAAAGAAUUCCUCUGUCGAGAAGGUUGAUUUCGUUUGAAAAACGAUAGCUGCCCACGCACACACAGAGCGAGAGUUUUUCGCAUCGUAUUAUGCGCGACACACGGAUCAUCUUGAAACAAGAUUCUGCUGCUGCGCUAUCCAUCAUUGAUUCGUGGAUGUCGCGCGUGGUAUUCUAUCUUUCUCUGAAAGCUGUGACAGACAUUUUGGGGCUGCUGGACCGUGUGUGAGCGAUUUUUUCGUGGUGCUUUUACGUGGUGCAAUGGGAGGGGAGAGGCACGAGAGGUAUUUUUUAAUGGAGAGUGAAAGAGCGAGAGAGAGAGAGAGAGAGAGAGAGAGAGAGAGAGAGAGAGAGAGAGAGAGAGAGAUAGAGAGAAUAUAAAAUUGUAAAACAGCGAGUGUGUUAUGUACCCUAGCACUGUCAUAGCGUCCACGUUCGAGUAUUUUGCCGUGAGAAAAUAAAAAUAAAAAAAAACUUCAACUAUGCAUGAUAUUGAAAAAGAAGAGCGAAUGUGAGCGAGCGAGACUGCGACGGAUAGAGUGACUGAUUCAUCAUUAUAUAUAUAAAUAUAUAUAUAUAUAUAUAUAUAGUUAAAGAAAAACUCGUUAAUUGUCUAUAUAAGAAUGACGUAUAAUACACGUAACGUAACUGUGCUUACUAUGGGUAUAUUGAGUAUAUAUCCGAGGAAGUCGGAGUAUUUUAUUAUGAUAAUUGGCUGUCAAAACGGGACGACGCAUGCAGUUUUCGAAGCUGGACACAUUGUAAGUUCGUUCAUCCGGCGAUUAUCCGAUUAUUAUACAUAUAUUAUAUAUGAUGCGAAUUAUGUAUGUUAUUAUAUUUGGCUUUUUUCGGUCAUAGGGAGCGAAGUUACACGAGACACGUACACAUACACGAAAAACGAACGAAAGUCGAAUUAAAUGUAUAUGUAAUUAUAGAGAUAUCUAGGAAAAGUGUAUAUUUUUUAUUAGUUAUCGUAUAGCAAUUAAUAUUUUUUAUGAAAAAAGUGGAGCGAUUUAUCUGAGCGUUUUUGAUGUUUAUGCGAUACGCUUUUAUUUAUAACGUCCUUUUUACAAAUAAAAUCACAUUUUUUUAACGACUGAAUCGUCCAUGAUAAGACGUCAUAUCUCAUGUCAAUUACGAUUCAGCUUCUCAAUUUUUUAUAAGAUAUAAAUCUUUUAGUUCUUCCACGUGCCAUAUAUGUAUGAAAACAAUGUCAUUUCUUUGUAAAAAAAAUAAUAUCAGGUGUACAUUUAUUUCAAUUUAUUGUCAAAGUACAAAACAUUAAAAAAAUUCAAUUUACGUAUUUUUUAUUACCGACAACUCACUUAAGAACAAUAAAACAGAUACAGAUAUAAAUUAACGUAAAUGAAACUUAUGAGUUUCAACUUCGCAUCUGCGUCCGCCUCUCGAAUAUUCGUUCGCUGUGCAAACCCAAGUACCGAAAUAUUAAGAAACCUUUUUGCAAAUUAUUAGUUUUAUUAAAUGCAAGUGCGUUUGCUGCUGAAGAAUUAGCGAGAGUGAGAACAUUGAGUUAAAAAGUAUAGAAGCGUAACAAACGGUGUGUGUGCAUGAAAUAAAUAAGAAGUAAGCGCGAGAAAAAGAGAUUAAUUAUUAUUAAAAAUAAAAAAAUAGUGGCGUCCUUACGGCUAGAUAGUGAACAACGAUAUUACUGUCUGGUUUAGAUAAAAAUUGCUACUAGAUGUAUAAAAAAAAAAAUGAAUCGUUAAGACUAGACGCGUGAGCGAGCUUUGAAAUAAACAAAUAUCUUUUGAAGAAAAGAGGAUUAAAAAAUUAAAAAUAACGAUUAACGAUAAAGGUAAAGAAAAAGGAAAAAAAAACUUCGAGAGUGUUGAGACUGACACUAAUUCCAUUCUGUAGCUCAACGGCUGGCUUCUUCCGAUUGAGCGACAGUUUUGAGUCGUGAUCAUCUAAACACGCACCGUCACACCUUAUUACGUAUAUAUAAUAUUAAAAAGUAAAGAACGAAAAAAAAAACAUUAUUGUAACUUUAUAAAUAAAACGAGAGAUCAGCGCAGGGGGGUAAAGAGAGAAAACUUUAAGAAAGAAAACAAAAUGUACACACGACAUACUGUCGCGUACUCGCGCGACACUUGAUUGAAUCGACUAUUUUUUAAUAAAAAUAAUAUGAAAAAGAAAGAAAAGAAUCAGAUUAUAAAAAUAGAAUUUAACGCGCGUGAAAAGGGAAAAUCUAUGAAAUAAAAGUGAAACGAAGUAAAACAAAUAACGAAGAUAUACAAGGAAAAUUCGGUUGCUUUUUUGACUUCCACGAUGAACAAAUUGUCGCUCUCUUUCCUUUUGUUACAAGGAAGACAGAUGGUCAUAGCAUUGUUUCGCAUAGCUGGGGUCGGAUUCGAUUUUUUAUGGAAAAACUCGUACCGCUUCUUUCUGCAAUUUCUAUAAAUAAGUAAAAUUUUGUAACUCUCGAUUUUCAUAACACGCAUCUCUACUGUAGUUAUAUAAAGCAAAAAAAAUAAACAACAUCAAUUCCUUUCUAGCGUACUCUUUAAAAGUAAUUAUUUUUAUAAAUUUCUAAUAAGCUUCGCAUCAAUAGAUUAAAGUAUCGAAGUACGGCGAGUUUACUUUUAAACAGCAGCAUAUUUGUGUAACAUAUAUUCGAGUUAUUCAACUAUAAGUAAGGUAUAAAGCGUUGCCAACUGAUUGUAAAUCGGUGGCCAACAUAGCGUCGCGACCAUGAAGUGAGAUAACGUUUUCAACUAAAGGCACUUGUAAAAUGUCUCGCGUAUAUAAGAAGAGAGAGAAAAAAAUAUGUAAAUCUUCAAAAGUGAACUCUACCACUCACGGAACCGUCUGUUUCUACUGAGAUAGUUUUCAAUAGAUCGAGUCAUCUCAUUAUAUACUAUUAUUCCACGGAAGAGCGAAUCCGUUCCCCGAUUUCAUCGCAAACGUAGAAUUUAAAGUCAAAGUAUAUAAAGGCGCGAACGCUCUAAGAAUCUCCUACUAGUAGAAAUCAAGAAUUUAAGGGAUAAAAUCUCGUACUCGUUAAAGUAAAAAAAAUCGCAGAUGACACACGCUCGACAUGUACACAUCACUAUCGCACACCGAAUAAUAAAUUAAAUAGGCGCGGCACUUUGUCGUGAGCUCGUCGUAAAUAAAAAUAAUAAUAAUAAUAACUCACCUACACACAUAAUAACUCUUCCUCGUGGUGCUUUAUCGUAUAACAAAAGAAACGCGAUGGCAAAGUGUCGCGCGCUUUCGGCAAGAACUUUUUUUACGCCAGCUUUUUACUACCGCGAAAUGAAAAUAAAAAAAAAAAACGUAACGUAAACUAAAGUAAAAGCCACAAGUAAGCAGGAAAAAUCUUUAAUAUCAAGGUAUAAGAGAGUGUGCUUGGACGCAGCUAGAUACACAUCAAGUGCACUCGAUUGAGACGCAAAUCAAAGUGUAAUUAAGUAUUUAUAAUCUAAUAGCCGGAAAAAGGAGGUAAAAACGAGAGUGAGUAGGACGCGUCGGAGGAGGAAACUAUAUCGAAGGCAUAUUAUACAGGAGCUGAUGAUAAAUAACGGAGGAAAAAAAAUGUAAAACACAGGGAGGGUAUGACGGGUGAGCGAGAAAAAAAGGAACGAGUGAGCCUAAGGCAGAGAAAGCACAAGGUUCCGGGAUAGAAAGCGAAAAAAGAGAAGUGGAAAAAGAGCCGGAGUGCGCGGAAAAUAGAGAAAGAAAGAUGAGAAAGAGAGUUUCUCAGCAGCCACAACCCGCUAUCGUUAAUAUAGCCACGACCACUACCUUGGUAGAACAUACGCUAUUUUACGCCGCUGAUCUAAUUGUUUACUGUGUCACGUGUUGCUGUAAUGAAACCUAAAAUAAAUAUGAAAAAAAAAACACUAACGAUACGACAUACGACAUGACAUAUACAUAUACAUAUAUUUUAUUUAUAUAUAAUGAUAUCUAAUUGACUGUAUUUAUUGUAAAUAGUCACCGAUGUUUGCUAUGACGUACUGAAUAUAUCUGUACUUGAAUGGAAAAAAAACUUGCCUGACACAAAAUGAUUAACAAAAAAAAAAAGUAAUCAUGAAGUAAACAAAUUCAUUUAUCAAGGAUGCUGCGCCCCGUGGAUUAUCCCCCAUAUUCCUUCACCCCUUACACGAACGAAUUAUAGGAAAAAAGGCAAAGAAUCUUAUAAUAUAUGGGAAAAAAUGGAAAUUAAAAAUAAACUAAAGAUAAUUACGAUGUGUGACCACGUAAGAAAUAUUUGAGAUUAGUGCUGAGCGAAUGAGAGAGUGAGUUCCGCAGACCAAUAUUGUCGCUCUGUGUUGGUAAUUUUGAGGAAAAAGGGAAAACUGAAUGCAAUGUGUUUGUUAUAUGUCGUAAAGCUAUACUCGAUGACGACUCGUUGAAUGGAAUCGCAUUAUGAUUUUCGUUUCUACCAGGACCUUUGUAAUAUCGCCGCUUCUUGUUGUUACCGCGAUCAUCCUUAAACACACUCGAAAUUCUUUUCGGCUGUCUUUUUGCGAAAACUUUGAGUAAAUUUUGCUAUACAUACACUUAUAACUCUGUGCUGUUCGAAAUUGAAAUUUACUGAAAGUUUAUUAUGUUAUUGUUUAUUUGUAGAUCGGAGAUUGACGUAUCUAGGUGAUAUACGAUUAAUCGAUAAGCGUUUUAGUCUAUAGUAGAGGAGAAAAGAAUUUAGAGCUAUAAAGUACAUAAUUAUUUUGUGUCAUCGAAAACGAAAAGCUGACUGUGUUAAAGCGUUAAUUAUUAUUUGCUGUAAAAGUGGUGGACGAGGAUUACUUAUUCGCGAGAGGAAAGAUAAAUCGUCGUCGCUAUUUUUCGUAUGUCGUGUUUUUGCUAUUUUUAUAAAACGAACAAAAAAAAAAAGAAAGGGAAAACCGAAACCAAGAGACUCGGUAUGAUUCUUCUUAUGGACUUAUUGGUUUCGCUGAUUUCACGCACAUACCUAUCACACACACGAUAUUAUAACUCUGCAUACGCUUAUAAUUAAAAAUUAUUCCAUUUAUAAUACAGUAAGAGUAUGAUUAUUCUGUUGAUUGACGCUCGCGCGAGUUGUGUACCAACGGGAUAUAUAGUUGCUUAUGAUAGUCACCGAUUAAAUUUUUUAACAGAGCCCAUCAACCGCGAAAUAAUUGACAAAGUCGAUCGCUAUAAAUUUCGCAAAAAUUUUCAGUGCGAGCGCGAGAUCGAGCAAGCGAGGGAAAAUCGGGUGUGCAUCGGAGAAAUAAACCUGAGACAGUAUAUAGCGCAGUGCGAAGAUUUUGUGAUUGCGAGCUCGUCAAGCUAAUACAGAUGUCAAUAUUACACUCGUAGAAAAAAAAACGCGAAGAGAGCGAGUGACGAAGGGAAGUACGAAGAAUUACACUUGAUUGCUGCGGCGUGGAGACGAGUACGAUGCUUUCGGUAUAAUGCUAAUUAGAUGGGCGAUCAAUGAAUCGAUCGGCGAUUCGUGCGCGCGACAGAGAGAUUACUAUACACUACUUGCGAUGAGAUUAAAAAAUAACGCACGACCGGCUAAUUGAUCGCACAUUUUCAUUUCUAAAUCGCGACUACACAGAUACACUUGUACGCAACGCGUUUAUUAUUAUAAGUGAGAAAAAGAGAGAGAGAGAGAGAGAGAAAGAAAAAAAAAUAUGUAAAGGAACGAAUUUUCAAUUGCCUCUUUCGAUUGUAUCUCGCGCGGAUUAUAAAAGGCGGUUUAAAUAGAGAGAAAAAAAUAUGUAGUCACGAUUUGGAGGAAAAUAUUUAGGAAGACUUUUGAAUUAUGGACUUUCGAAUUUUUCAUAUUUGAGAAGUUUAAAUUAAAGAAAAAAAAACUAAUAAAACAAAUGAAACACUGGGAAGCUCCACGUACAGAGUCACGACUCUUGACCCAACCAGCAUGUCCAACAAUUUACGAUAUAAUUAUAAGUACAUUAUAUUAAGUGUUUUCAAAAAAAAUAUAUGAUCUAUAUAUGAUAAUAAAAACGGAAAAACGUUAA